Molecule: messenger RNA, 930 nt
Organism: Colletotrichum aenigma
Lineage: Eukaryota; Fungi; Ascomycota; Sordariomycetes; Glomerellales; Glomerellaceae
Exons: 1
Coding region: 1-930 (309 amino acids)
Source: RefSeq, a predicted model, not a curated record
AUGCUGCCAAGUCAUUCUUUUGACUCCACUUCGGAUCGCGCGAAGAAGAAUGGGUACUAUUCCUUCGGCGAUGAGGGGCUCACCGCCACCGUUGGGGCAUCUGGGCAAUUACUGCGGAUAUCGCGACAUUUCCCUGGCAAGAGGACAGGAUUCUGUGUGGAUGAACCCGACAUGGAAGAGCCAUUCCGUGUGACUCCUCGACUCAAGCAGUUCCUCUACCGAGCUGAAGACGCCUCCUCCGAAAAGGGCAUCGGCACUUACGUCGACGCUCUCCACCUGAAUAGGCAAGUCUACUAUUCAGAGUUGGUACAUGAUAGGUGGCCGGCUUUCAAAAUAGGCUCACUGGAUGUGAACCUUGAUUUACAAUAUGCCAUCUUGGAUGGCACCGUUUAUCAGACGUUCAAAUUUGAUUACUCUCAGAUCACCAGGAACGGAUCUAAACCCCCAAGCCCGCCGAUUGUUCGUUUAAGGAGUGAUUUAUUGAUCAGAAACCUGGAUUACAUAACCCUACCGGGCCACAAUCCAUUCAAUAAUCCUGGUGACAACCGGUACAAACCGGCGCGGCUAGAAGGUGGCAGUGUCCUUCGAGAGCAUGAGGACGAAGAUGGCAAGCAAUUGUUCUUUUCUAUCAUGGCAUUCGAUGACGAGCGUGUCUUCGAGAUCGUCGAGGCCCCUACUCUACAGAUUGGGGAGAUGCCAGCCGACUACCUUCUUGGGUGGGAUUAUCUGCUCAAAUGGGACGAGCAAGCUUCCAAGGACAUUGAUCAAUAUGGGCGUCUAUCAGUGACAGUGGCGUAUAGACUUGGGUAUGAUCAGUCGCCUGUCAGGCCGGUGGACACGGUCCAGUCCGCGGAGCAGUUGGAUCUAUCCACAAUGCCAUAUGAGGCCCAGACUUUCAGCAACAACCCCAACCUCGAUGUCUGUCUCUGA